UUGUGACCUUUGACUCGGAGACACGACAUGCGAUCUGGCGUUAUUGCGCGUGCGAGGCGUGGCGCUGUCUACAGACCCGUCACUUCGAACGGCACCGAACUCCUAAUGGCUGUGUGAAAUAUCCAAUUGUGUAAGAGAUCAUACAAAAGCGAGGAUGGCAAAGCUGGAGAAGUUUUCCGAGCCAACGAAAGAGUCUCAGAUCGUUGAUUCGGAGUCAGAUUCGGAGCAGGAUGACGGUUUGACUCACGCGCAAUCUGCCGGUCCCGGCACCAGCUCGGAGGCGGCGCGGCGCGCGCAGGUGAUCCACAGCGGACACUUCAUGGUUUCAUCCCCGCACAGUGAUCCCGUACCGCGCAGCAGGAGAAGUUAUUACGACUUCGAUACGGUGAACAAACCGCGCUGCCAGACCUACAGCUUCGGACCGUUCAGCUCCGGCAGACUGAGCAUCGACCCGACACUCACGCGCCUGUUCGAGUGCAUGACACUGGCCUAUAGUGGAAAGAUCGUGUCUCCUAAGUGGAAAUCCUUCAAAGGCCUGAAGCUACUGUGGAGGGAUAAAAUCCGAUUGAAUAAUGGCAUCUGGAGAGCUUGGUUCAUUCAAUAUGUGGAAAAAAGGAAAAAUCCAGUGUGCGGGUUUGUCACUCCGUUGGAGGGCUCUGAAGCAGACGCCCAUCGAAAACCUGAGGCAAUUGUACUGGAGGGCAGCUACUGGAAGAGACGGAUAGAAGUGGUGAUAAAAGAGUAUCAUAAAUGGAGGAUUUACUACAAGAAGAGGAAACACAAAGAUCAUGUCCCUGUUCUGCAGACGACGCCCAUCUGCAGGUCUGGCCUGGAGAAAUGGUCCAAUCAGAUGUACCCCGAACCAGAAGCCUCUCAGGAAGAGGUGCAUAUGUUUGACUUGGACUGCUUUCUGUCAGAUAUCUCAGAUACUCUGUUCACCAUGACCCAGAAGCCAAGCCCUUGGAGUGAGAAAUACCAAAACACCUACACCAGCAACGCUGAUAUGAUCCAGCCUGGUUUGACUCCACUUCAGCCCAGCUUGGAUGAUCUCAUGGACAUUCCUGACAUCUUUGCAAGUUACCGUGUACAUCCUCCGGUACAGAGUGGUUAUGCUGACUCUGCAUUAUUCGAGAGUUCCUCCGGCUCACUAUUUCCCUCAGCCCACACGUCCGCUGUGAUUAAUACACCUCUGAUACAUACAGGAUCCCAAAUUACACAGCCCAAUAUGACAGUUGAGAGCUUGCCUCAGUCCUCCUCAGCAGAAGGCUUAUCCUGCCAUGGCUAUCCACACCACCCAUUGACCCCUGAGAUGCCCUUUGAUACUAGCAGAAUGACCUCCAACCCCAAGUUCAAGAGCCAUUUACAGUACAGCGAGUACCAUCACUCUCCAGCAAGCCUCCAGAACAUGGGCUCAUACGGACAGUCCUACAGUGUCCCUGGCAUUGUCUCUGGACCUUCAAAUAUGUCCUCUGCCUCUAUGUCUCAGGAGAACCCUUACAUCUACUCAAACACCUGCCUAAAAUACAGACAUGCUUCAGGAAACCAAUCAGGGAGUAGCGUCGUAACCUCCCCCACCGUCAUCACGCAUACGGGAUCCAUGAAUGUCGUAGCACAUGAUCCCCAAGAGGGACAAAGCUACAGUAUGUUAGACAUGCUGGACUACCAGCAGGCAUCUGUGGCUCCACCUUUGCCUAGCCAGGCACACUGUUUCUCUGUGCCACAGCAGGUGACUGUGGGCUCGGGAACAGGGAAGCACAAGCAAAAAAUGGGAGGAGGCCGAAGGUUUCCAGCGGCGACGGCUGCAGAUGUUUCUGUGGCUCCACCCACACAGACUAGCUGCCUGGCCAAGCUCUUGUCCUCCAGCUCUCAAGAAAGGAAACCGACAGUGGGUUUCGAUCCUCCAUUUGUUGGGCUGAAAUGCCAUAGACCAGCUUCUCCCAUCUUAGCACAGUCUACCAGCAGUAUGCCAGUGGGCCAAAGAGGUUCACAGGUAUCCCAGCAUCCUCCUUGGUCCCCUGCUGAAGUGCCACUGCAGUGCCAGUUGCCCAUGAUGGUACAUUCCAACGUCUCUCACGGCUCCUGCAUCUCAUCACUUCUCGUCCCCAAAACUGAGAAACUUUCUCCUGUCCAAAUCCAGCCACCAGAGAGGACAAGUUUAACAGUAAGUUUUUCAGGAGGCUUCGGUCCUACAUCUCCAACGAUGCUGCCAGAGAAAACGUCCGAGUCAUCACACACCUUAUCCGGAAUAACCAAGACAGAGCCCAAUAGGACAGACACAAGGCGAAUCACACACAUAUCUGCUGAGCAAAAGAGAAGGUUUAACAUCAAAUUGGGCUUUGACACUUUACACAGUCUGGUGACAACACUUAGCUCUCAGCCAAGCAUUAAGAUUAGUAAGGCCACUACGCUACAGAAGACAGCUGAGUACAUCAGUAAGAUGCAGCAGGAGAGAGCGCAGCUCCAUGAAGAAGCCCAAAGACUCCGGGAUGAAAUUCUAGCACUCAACUCUGCCAUCAAUGUGUGUCAGCAGCAGCUCCCUGCCACCGGCGUCCCCAUCACUCGCCAACGCUUUGAUCACAUGAGGGAGAGGUUUAGAGAAUACGUCCGGUCCCAGACUCUCCAGAAUUGGAAAUUUUGGAUUUUCAGUGUGAUUAUGGAGCCUCUGUUUGAGUCCUAUAACGUCAUGGUGUCCACAGCCAGUGUGGAGGAGAUGUGUCGCACCACGCUCACCUGGCUGGACCAACACUGCUCCCUACCUGCCCUCAGACCAACUGUUUUGAGUUCACUCCGCUUGCUCAGCACCACCACGUCCAUCUUGACAGACCCGAGUCUGGUUCCUGAGCAGGCAACUCAGGCAGUCACUCAGAGACACCUGUGCCACAACUUCAGCCAAUGACAGUGUUUUCCUUUCUCUCUCUCUCUCUCUCUCUCUCUCUCUCUCUCUCUCUCUCUCUCUCUCUUUUCUCAUUUUCCUGUUUCAGUUUUCAUAUGCUUUAUUGACAUGACAAAUAAUUGUACGUUUGUCUUGCCAAACCGAAUGUUGGUGCAAAAACAGGAAAAAUACAUAAAUUAAGGACAAUAUAAAGGCACUAUAUACAGAAUAAUAUCUCUCUAGACUGAAGCCAAUCAUGUUCCCUGACAUAUUGAUAGCUACAGUAUACCAAUGAUAGCAUCAACCAACGGCUAUGCUCAAUGUUUAUUAGAGAUUGGUAUUAGGCAGACACACAAACAACAGAUAUAAUGCCUCCAGCAUGCACAUGCAACCUCUAUAUACAUUUACACUCACUAGUCACUUUAUUAGGAACAAGUGUCCAGCUAAACAAUGUGACAGUGGAGCAAAGAAUAAAAUAAUGCCAAUACAGGUCAAGAAUUUCAUUACACCAGAUCGGGGAAAAAGUGAUCUGAGUUUCAAUUGCAUAGUUGUUGAUGCCAAACUGUGUAUUACAUUUUUUUGCUUAAUGAGUGAGGUCAAAGGAAAAUGACCAGGCUAUUUCAAGCUGACACAAAGACUACAGUAAUUCAAAUAACCAAUAAUCUUUACAACUGUAGUGAACAGAAAAGCAUGUCAGAAUGCACAAAAGCUCAAAUCCAACAUGAUGCUUUUCUAAUAUUUGCCUUCCUAGAGGUAUGUUUUUUUACAGUCAGAAAUGGGCACGUAUUUGUAUUUAUCAUGUACAGUAAUUAAUAUAUCAUUCGAUACUAUUCAGAUAAAAAUCAAAACAUGCCACUUGCAGUUUGUGGGUUUAUCCUCUACAGUUUGCCUUUUGUUAUGAGAAAUCAAACACAGAACAUAGUUUAUUAAAGUCACCAUCAGGUUCAUUUGAGAAUGGAUUGGGGAUUUUCCCAAAUAAUAUUUGCCUUCGUUUAGGGAGAGUAUUAAAUAUACACAAAUUCUUACAGACAAAAAUAUCAUCUGUCAGUCAUGACUGAUGUUCACCGAUUAUCAUAUUUUUUUAGGAUGCAUGGUAAAAUAAUCUCAUCUAUAGCAAAAUGUUCCUAAACAGUGGCUUUAUGAACACAGAAGAAUCCGUCUUAAAUAUAAACGAUUUCCGUUCCGUGAAAUUGUAUGCGUAUAAUUUGUAAGGCAUUUGUACGUUUAAUAUGUAUUGACUUGACAUGUUGGCUACAAUUUGAUAGAAUUUGUGUAAAUUCUAUUUCUUUCUCAACUAUUCCUUUAAAAAAAAAGUCAAAAGUGUACUUGCUUUCAGUAAACUUAAAAGCGAAGUCUUACUAAGAUACACUGCCAUCAGUGACAAAGGUUUUUAGCUGGUUCUUGAUUACUGAUUAUUGAAACAGGAACUUCUUAUAGGUUUAUAUAUUUCUUUGUUAGACUGCAAACUGUUAAUCUGCAAUUGAUUUCCUGUGUAUUCAGUGCAGGUUUUCCUAUCGAUCAUUUGGGAUGAGAAAGAGGAUUUGUAUUCAUGUUUAGUCUAUUAAGAGGGACUAAAGUUUUGUGCCUUGUUAUGUUUGUUACAGUUGUAUUUAACCAAGCUUUUAUGCUCUCAGGUUAUUAAUGUGGUGCAAAUGUAUGACAUAAUGUUGCUCUUUAAAAUAAAGCACCGUUUGCCUUUG
Tachysurus vachellii is the source of this 4572-nucleotide messenger RNA. Its product is annotated as carbohydrate-responsive element-binding protein. NCBI's taxonomy places the organism in Eukaryota, Metazoa, Chordata, Actinopteri, Siluriformes, Bagridae. The coding region runs from base 155 to 2896 and encodes 913 amino acids. Gene Ontology annotation, cellular component: nucleus. Gene Ontology annotation, biological process: regulation of transcription by RNA polymerase II. The record is from RefSeq and is a predicted model, not a curated record. The transcript is spliced from 17 exons. Gene Ontology annotation, molecular function: RNA polymerase II cis-regulatory region sequence-specific DNA binding; DNA-binding transcription factor activity, RNA polymerase II-specific; protein dimerization activity.